GCAGGUAGACUGAAAUAGAACCAAACAGACGCGCAAAGGGAACUUACAGUGCAUUUCUAGGCAGAAGUACAGAAGGAGACGUCUACUGGACAGGAUUCAGGAUCAGCACAUGUGAAAGAGACGCGUUCACAGCGGCCAGAUGCCUGUAUUUAAGAUGCUCGAACCCAAGCAGGAUGAGCCAUGUGACCUCAGGGGCCGGAGAAUGACCUCUGAGGAUGACCAUUCCCUGGGCAACUUUUCCGAUGCAUCAGCCACCACUGCCAGUAGCCCUCAGUCCAGGAGCCUCAACCUGCUGGAGGAUCUGUGUACCCCUCUGGAGGAGAACAUCCACCUGGUUCCACCAACACCUCCGCCCUCCACUGAGGGAGAAGAUGGGAAGAGCACCGAGAGCAGCAUGAAUGAGCUAUGGAGGGAGGAUGAAGGCAGGGAGAAAGAGGAGGAGAGGGAGAAUACAGAUCCAACGACGGAGGAGAAAGAAGAGCAGGAGUUCUUGCACGCACACGCAAGAGACUGUGAAGAUGAAAAACCCCUGCUUGUUGACGAGGACAAUGCUUCAGAGGCAGUGGACACGAACGCUCCACCCUCAUCCUCUUCUUCAUCAUUUGUUAUCCCCGAGCUGCGAUUAGAUCGGUCCUUCAGUGCAGACGCACUCUCCACCCCUGGCACAGAUGAAGAGUAUGAAGAAGAUGAAGAUGAUGAGGAGGAGGAGGAGGAGGAAGACAGCGAUGAUAACUACCUGGAACGCAGUGACAGUAAAAGGAGGAGCAUGGUAGAGGCCACUUCCUGCGAAAAGCACUCAGGUGGACUCAGCGUGCAGAAUUCCUUGCGCAGACGCACACACAGUGAGGGCAGCCUUCUCCAGGACCCUCGCGCAACCUGCUUCACAUCUGACAAUGCCAUCAACUGCAUGGAGGUGGCCGGCACACACAAGGGCGGCUGGACACUUCCAUCGCCCAAAACUCUGAAGAAAGAGCUGACUAAGAAUGGAGGGUCCAUGCACCAGCUGUGUAUGCUCUUUUCUGGAAGAAAACUGAGCGCCGGCUCUGAAUGCAGCUGUGACGUGGGUCCUGACGGGACCAAGAAGAAGAAAUCCAAAAACCUGGCCAAAGACAUGAAGAACCGACUCGCUUUCCUGAGGAGGAGGAAUGAGUCUCCCGGAAGCACCCCAGUCGGCAAGCUCGACAAAUCCAUGAAGUCUGUCAAGCCCACUCCUGAAGAAGCAAUGAAGUGGGGAGAAUCGUUGGACAAGCUGCUCAUCCACAAAUAUGGACUGGCGGCGUUUAGAGCUUUCUUGCGCACCGAGUUUAGUGAAGAGAAUCUGGAUUUCUGGCUGGCCUGCGAGGAUUACAAGAAGAUUAAAUCACAGUCCAAGAUGGCAUCAAAAGCUAAGAAAAUCUUUGCGGAAUUCAUUGCCAUCCAGUCUUGUAAGGAGGUGAAUCUGGAUUCCUACACCAGGGAACAUACUAAAGAAAACUUGCAAAACAUUGAUCGUUCUUGCUUCGACCUGGCUCAGAGGAGGAUAUAUGGCCUGAUGGAGAAAGACUCGUACCCUCGAUUUCUGCGUUCAGAACUCUACAUGGACUUAGUGAAUCAAAAGAAACCCAGCACCACAUCGACAUCCUCCUCCUCCUAAGAUGGCAGAGAAAGCGAAAAAGAGAGACUAUAUGAAGUAGCAUUGAAGAGGUUACUUUCACUUAGCAUUUAAUUCUCAUCAGCCAUUCUAUCUGUUAAUGUGGUGAAAAGACAGGGAGUGGAGAAAUGCACAAGGCUUCGUUUACAAGAGGUGAAAAAAGGUAGUGUGACCGACCUAGUGGCGCUGGACGAGUGGGGCACCACCAUGCUGAAUAAUGCUGGUUAUUCCCAUUUGAAUUUUAUUAUUUAAUUGGUUUUCCAAGUGUACUGGAGACAAAGGAGGCUAUUAUUGCCUCUUUAACACUAAGACAGCUGGGUACUGUUUAGCAUGUUUCUCUUCUUCUGCUCAAGCACUGCACCUCUCUUUGUUCUCCAUUUCAUGAUGACUUUCCUGGACAUUUCAGAAAUGUCUUGUGCCUACGGGUUGGAUGUCUGGAUGGCACGUAGAAGACAUUGAUGAUCAUGCACUUAUCGCUCAGUGGUGUUCCUGUGAACCUUCCUCCAUGUCUGUCGACUCCAUAUCACAUGAAGGGGUGCAAAAAAAUGCUGGCACAACCCUCAUUUAAUACACACAUCAUAAAUAAGUGUACAAACGCUCUAGAGGACUGGACCAAACCGCAUCUGAAGACUGGAGCAUUUCGCUCUGAGCUUGAAAUGGACUGUUUUUGGUCUCUAAAGACUAUACAAAACAUGCUUAGCUGCGUAUGUAAAGCCAAUAAGCCAUUCAUUGUAGCUUCACAUUAAGAAUGGAAGAGACAGUAUUCUCAGGACAUUAUGGCACUCAACUAUGAAGCUUCCAGACCUACUUAACCUUCUGUUUCUAAACUUAAAAUGUUGUUUUUCCGGACUUUAGGUUUAAUCAUGCACUCUAUAUUUAAUAGGGCACAAGGUCAGUUAGGAUCUUCCCUAUAUUUGUUGAUAAGACGACAUGUUUUACCAAUACAAAAAAAUUUAGUUAUUUAUUUAGAGGUUUCACUGGUUGCUUUGUUCAUUGCACUCAGCUGAAUUUCCCUUUUCCACUUUGAUCCAGGUCCACAGCUGUCCUGAAGUAAGUGCAAUAUGUUUAUUAUUUUCAUUUGUUGACUUAUCUUAUGGAUAAGUUUACCUUUUUUAUGAAAAAGACAAUAGAUUGAGCUCUGUAUUAAUUUUAUUGUAAGUUACAGGUAAUGUAAGAAUUACAUUAGUACACAAAUUAUUGUAACUGUGUUUCCCUGGCAGCAGGCAGCCGGGUUAAUGGAUGUAUAUAUAAUUCUUAAGAAAAAAUGAUAAAAAGAUAAAAACACACAAGGUUUUGUGGGUGCCAUGAGGCGUUGCUGUACCUAUGUAAAUAUGUGAACCUUAAAGCUAUAAAAUGACAUGUAUUGUUAUAAAUCGGGGGGGAACAGGUAUGGUCGUCCUCUGCCUUGGACGUACACUGCUUGUAAGUAGUUUUAUGAAAUGUAUUUUAUCAUUUUCACUGUUUACAAUUCCAACGCAUCUCCUAAGAUAGCAAGUGCAAAAGAAAAUAGAGAUUUACAAAAGCCAGUGUCAUUGCAAAACACAAAUAAAACAUUUAGAUGGUAAAAUUGAA
Messenger RNA from Puntigrus tetrazona (Sumatra barb), 3202 nucleotides. RefSeq names its product regulator of G-protein signaling 3-like. Gene Ontology annotation, cellular component: nucleus; plasma membrane. The transcript is spliced from 7 exons. The record is from RefSeq and is a predicted model, not a curated record. Gene Ontology annotation, biological process: signal transduction. Bases 140 to 1633 code for a protein of 497 amino acids. Lineage: Eukaryota; Metazoa; Chordata; Actinopteri; Cypriniformes; Cyprinidae.